CACCGAAUUUCUCCCCCCACGGUUACCUCAUAAAAAUAUCAUCUUCAAAGAAGCUCAGUCUGGUCGAUUACGAAUCGGGCUAUGGGGAGAUAUUCUCCACGGUCUUACCUGGCAACAGGACUGUUACGCCGCGACUAGCCGUCGGAGCGCUCUCUAACGCUGGGGGCCGAAUU
Messenger RNA from Perkinsus marinus ATCC 50983, 173 nucleotides. RefSeq lists its product as hypothetical. The record is from RefSeq and is a predicted model, not a curated record. The annotation marks the transcript as partial. Lineage: Eukaryota; Perkinsozoa; Perkinsida; Perkinsidae. The transcript has a single exon.